Lathyrus sativus (Indian pea) is the source of this 1161-nucleotide messenger RNA. The record is from the annotation of a GenBank genome assembly. Lineage: Eukaryota; Viridiplantae; Streptophyta; Magnoliopsida; Fabales; Fabaceae.
AUGCUAAAAGCUUUUGCUGCGCUUUCUCCUUCCCUCUCCGCAUCCAGUGUUGCGAGGAGAAUGAGUACUUCACCAAAAUUUCCCAAAUUCAUUUCAGUUGAAGCCGCUGAUAUACAUUCCAGAACUAAACCUGACGGUUUCAGAUUCAGCCUUGUCUCCUAUAACAUUUUGGCUCAGGCUUAUGUCAAGAGCAUUAUUUUCCCAUACUCUCCUCGUUCGUCUCUCAAAUGGAAUCGUCGUUCCAAUUCCAUUUUAGAUCUUCUUAAGAAUUUGGGAGCUGAUUUUUUCUGCCUGCAGGAACUUGAUGAAUUUGAUAGCUUUUACAAAGGAAAGAUGCAGGAGUUGGGAUAUUCUUCAAUUUUUAUGAAGAGGAGCGGAGAGAAAAAGCGUGAUGGAUGUGGGAUAUUUUACAAGGAUGAACUUGCAGAGUUGGUCUUGGAGGAAAAAAUUGAAUACAAUGAUCUUGUAAAGACAAUUCCAGACGGGAACUCUUCAAAAGACGAUGAACACAACAAUGUCCAAACAACUAAUAAACAAAAGGAUGUUGCGACCAAUACUGGACCUAAAUCGGGUAUAGAAGAUCGUGGAGAUCCCAAUGAUCCUCGUGUGAGACUAAAGCGUGAUUGUGUUGGAAUUCUAGCCGCAUUCAAAUUCAAAGGCCCCUCUCAUCAAUUUCUUAUUGUAGCCAACACACAUAUUUAUUGGAAUCCUGAGUGGGCUGAUGUCAAACUUGCACAAGCCAAAUAUCUUCUAUCUCGCCUGUCACAGUUUAAAACACUAGUAGCUGAUACAUUUGAUUGCACACCUGAAGUGAUUGUGGCCGGUGACUUCAACUCUCAGCCAGGAGAUCCGGUUUAUCAGUACCUCAUAUCUGGCAACCCUUCAUCUGAACUGAUAACUGACUGUAUAGAGGACCGUCCCAUUCCUCUAAUUAGUGUCUAUGCUUCUACUAGAGGAGAGCCACCAUUUACAAACUAUACACCUGGCUUCACCGGAACACUCGAUUAUAUAUUAUGUUGCCCCUCUAACUUCAUGAAACCAAUUAGUUAUCUUGAGCUUCCAGACUCCGAAGCAGCAGAUAUUGCUGGUGGACUGCCAAACUUGAGUCAUCCAAGUGAUCAUCUACCAAUUGGUGCUGAAUUCGAAAUAGAGACGAACUAA